AUGAUAUCAGCGAUGGAGUCGCACUUGAUUAUUAAUCCCACCAGGUCAGCCGCUGUCUUUGCUCUUUACUGCUCUUAAUUGAGUUAAUCCUCUUGCAGCCAUCAUUGCUCUGUGCGCCACCAAAGACACUUCAUGGCGAAGCUGAGGGACCUCAUAGGGGCGAUGAAGGACAAGGCCUCACAGGGCAAAGCUGCCUUGCUCUCCAAACGUGCCACCCUCUCCCUCCUACGCGCCACCAGUCAUGACUCCUUCACUCCUCCAACUCCUAAACACCUCUCCACCCUCCUCUCCUUAGGCGACGGUUCACGCGCCACCGCGGCCCCCGCCAUCGAAAUCCUGAUGGACCGCCUCCAGAAAACCCACAACUCCGCCGUCGCCCUCAAGUGCCUCAUCGCCGUCCACCACAUCAUCAAGCACGGCACCUUCAUCCUCCAGGAUCAGCUCUCCGUCUACCCUGCCUCCGGCGGCCGAAACUACCUGAAACUCUCCAAUUUCCGAGACAACAGUAGUCCCAUCUCGUGGGAGCUAUCUUCCUGGGUUCGAUGGUACGCCCAAUACAUGGAGCAGGUUCUAUGCAGUUCCAGAGCCCUGGGUUUCUUCCUGGGAUCAAAUUCUUCAUCCGACGCAGAGUCGCAAGAAGAGAGAGUGUCGGGUCUCAUGAACGCAGAUUUGUUGGGAGAGACGGACGCUUUGGUGGCACUGAUCGACGAAAUCGGAAGAAAACCGGACUGUGGAUCCACGAAGGGGAACAGAUUAGUGGAAGAGAUAGAGAAUUUGGUGGGCGAGGAUCGGGCUUCGAUAAUGAAAGAGGUGUGGGUGAGAGUGAAGGAAUUCAGAGAGAGACUGGGAUGCCUGAGCUUCGGGGAAGCGGUGGAAUUGGUUUGUGAAUUGAAGAGAAUGGAGGAAAGUAAAGAGAUGAGGACGAUGGUGGCGGAACAGAACUUCUGGGACGCUGUGAGCGAAGUGAAGGAGAAGGCUAACCUGGAGGUUCUCAAUCAAGAUGUUAAGGCGUACAAAGCCGUGAGGAGACACAGGGCCAGCGAAUCAGAUCGGUUUGCGAGGUCAAUUCUCAGUUCUGCUGAUUAUCUCCGAUUUCCCUCCGGAAGGUUAUUGUUGUAGUUAUGGAAACUGUUUUCCUCCUUUUGGUGGGGAUCGUGAUUUACAUAUUACAAUUGCAUAUAAGCUUCAUUUAAUUGAGAAAUUAAUUAUCCUUGUGUUAGCCACUGGGUUCUGGAAAAUUUUCUGGAUUUGAUUAUCUGCACAGAAACUAUGCUGGAUGAUACGAAAUAAGCACGCGAAUCCAAGACGAAGAUGGAAGUUGUGCAUGGGCUGCGUCCGGACGAAGAGGGAAUUUUCUGCUAACCAACCCGUAAUCGCUAAUUAAAAGGUGCAUCCCAUGUGAAGGCCACUCGUAUGGAACCACAAACUACGCAAUUUACUCGUAUUAGAUAAGUUUUUAGGAGAGCAGACAAAUGUUGCGAGUCAACAGGCCGACACAGGUGCAGUUGAGUAUAGUAGGGACAGCUAAUAACUGGAAGUCAUCCGGUGCGGAAAUAAGUACCUUAGACAAACUGAUUUUUGGAGAGCUCAACUUAUCCAUUAUUUAUUGACCUUAGUGUGUUUGCAUUUAUAGUGAUAGAAAUUGCUUUACCUAAUCAUUGUUCGUGUGCUUCCCAUAUUCAGAAUCCUUCAAAUCUUGUCCGUUUAAAUUAGCACAGCCUUUUACUGAUUUGGCUGUGUUAUUUUAUUUACCUAAGCCUUUAAACAUUUGAGAGGCAA
Molecule: messenger RNA, 1779 nt
Organism: Neltuma alba
Lineage: Eukaryota; Viridiplantae; Streptophyta; Magnoliopsida; Fabales; Fabaceae
Product: putative clathrin assembly protein At4g40080
Exons: 2
Coding region: 133-1119 (328 amino acids)
Biological process (GO): clathrin coat assembly; vesicle budding from membrane; clathrin-dependent endocytosis
Cellular component (GO): clathrin-coated vesicle; clathrin-coated pit
Molecular function (GO): 1-phosphatidylinositol binding; clathrin heavy chain binding; phosphatidylinositol-4,5-bisphosphate binding
Source: RefSeq, a predicted model, not a curated record